CCUUCUCCGGAAGUAGCGGCCGCCGCCAUUGUGCGGCGCUGGUCCACUCAAAGGGUGCUGGCUGCAGCCGGCGUUUUGGGCUCUCGUCCUAGCUUCUCGGUCUCCCGUACUGGGAGCCCGGCAGGUCCGGGCCUCCCAUCCGUGCCGGUGCGGGCGCCGGCAUGUGGCUGUGGGAGGAACAGGGGGGCCUCAUGGGCCCCUUCUCCUUCCUGCUGCUGGUGCUGCUGCUGCUGACGCGCAGUCCCUUCAAUGCCUGCCUCUUCACUGGCAGCCUCUACCUCCUGUUGCGCCUCUUCAGCUUUGAGCCGGUGCCCUCCCGCAGGGCUAUGCAGGUGCUCAAGCCCCGGGACCGCGUUUCCGCUAUCGCCCACCGCGGAGGCAGCCACGACGCCCCGGAGAACACGCUGGCAGCCAUUCGGCAGGCAGCUAAGAAUGGAGCAGCAGGCGUGGAACUGGACCUUGAGUUCACUUCUGACGGGAUUCCUGUCUUAAUGCAUGAUAGCACAGUAGAUAGGACGACUGAUGGCACCGGUCGACUGUGUGAUUUGACAUUUGAACAAAUUAGGAAGCUUAAUCCUGCAGCAAAUCACAGAUUAAGGAAUGAUUUCCCUAAUGAAAAGAUCCCUACCCUAAGAGAAGCCGUUGCAGAGUGCCUAAGCCAUAACCUCACAAUCUUCUUUGAUGUCAAGGGCCAUGCAUAUAAGGCUACUGAUGCUCUAAAAAAGGUGUAUAUGGAAUUUCCUAAACUAUACAAUAAUAGUAUCGUCUGCUCUUUCUUGCCAGAAGUUAUCUAUAAGAUGAGACAAACAGAUCAGAAUGUAGUAACAGCUUUAAUUCAUAGACCUUGGAGCCUUAGCCACACAGGAGAUGGGAAACCACGCUUUGAAUCUUUCUGGAAACAGUCCAUGUUUGUGGCAUUGGACAUUUUGCUCGAUUGGAGUAUGCAUAAUAUCUUGUGGUACCUGUGUGGAGUUUCAGCUUUCCUUGCACAAAAGGAUUUUAUAUCUCCGGACUAUGUGAAGAAGUGGUCAGCUAAAGGCAUUCAGGUUGUUGCUUGGACUGUUAAUACUUUUGAUGAAAAAAGUUACUAUGAGUCUCAUCUUGGUUCCAGCUAUAUCACUGACAGCAUGUUGGAAGACUGCACACCUGAAUUCUAGACUUCCCUCCCCACCCCAGGGAGGAAACAUAAUUACAGAAACUGUCUGUGGGCCUCACGCAGGGACAUCAGUGAGCCCAAGCCCUUGAGGGAUCGGGCGGCUCACAUAAGCAAUAGUCGUAACUGGGUUUUCACCUGAACCAAAGCAAAACCCAGUGUAGCCACCAUGCUCCAUGGAAUGCCUGAGUUCAAAAUUGAUGCUCUUCAAAGUCUGGGUCUGCAAAAAGGCACAACACUCCUGCCCUGACUUAGAGGAGACACACUUCAAGACCCAGUGAAGAUAAGCACAGAUUGUAUUGUGCAAUGUGGGGGUGCAAUGCAAAUGCAUGGGAAACGCAUGAUCACUCGGAGUAGACAUUUUAAAACUUGACACACUUACGUAAUUGACUUAUUUAAGAUGUUUGUAUCUAGCUACAUUAUCAAUGUACUGUAGACAUCAAACUUGUGACCAUACUAAUAAAAUCAUUAAAAGGAGCACUAAGGGAAAACCGUG
Molecule: messenger RNA, 1649 nt
Organism: Capra hircus (goat)
Lineage: Eukaryota; Metazoa; Chordata; Mammalia; Artiodactyla; Bovidae
Gene: GDE1
Product: glycerophosphodiester phosphodiesterase 1
Exons: 6
Coding region: 162-1157 (331 amino acids)
Biological process (GO): lipid metabolic process
Molecular function (GO): phosphoric diester hydrolase activity
Source: RefSeq, a predicted model, not a curated record